AUGCCCCCCUGUACCACCAGGAUGAUGGGAGGCAGCUGCAGUUGUCUACCGUUCAGCCAUUCAAUCCGGCUGCGUUGCGGUCUGACCUGGAAUGUUGGCCUCACAACCAGAAGGUCCCCCAGGUUCCCGUGUCCAGACUGCGGCCAGAAGUUCUUCUCCAAAAUUCAGUUUAAGUUUCAUUCCCGGAGCCACACCCAGUACCGGCCGCACUCCUGUGAGGUUUGCCAUAAAACCUUCUCCCGGAAAGGCAGUCUAGACGAGCACCGACCAAUCCACGAGUCUGAAGUAUCACCGGCUGAGCCACACCGGCGAGCGCCCGCUGUCCUGCCCAGAGUGUCCCAUGACCUUUGCCGGCCGCACACCCUUAUGAUCCACCGGCGACAACACAGCAGGAAAACGCUGUUCUCUUGCCAGGACUGUGGGAAGCAGUUCAACGAGGGGUACCAACUGAAAGACCACGUUACAAUGAAACACACAGGGGAGAAACCAUACAAAUGCUCCGAGUGUGACAAGUGCUUCAUCACUUCGGCGUCUCGUAAAGUACACAUGGUUGUCCACACAGGAGAGAAGCCGUACAAAUGCACAGAGUGCUGUAGGAGAUACAGUCAGAGUGGGCAUCUAGCGCAGCACAUGAGAAGACACACAGGGGAGAAACCAUACAAAUGCUCCGAGUGUGACAAGUGCUUCAUCACUUCGGCGUCUCGUAAAGUGCACAUGGUUGUCCACACAGGAGAAGAAGCCGUACAAAUGCACAGAGUGCUGUAG
This is a messenger RNA of Oncorhynchus kisutch (coho salmon), 765 nucleotides long. Its product is annotated as zinc finger protein 239-like. NCBI's taxonomy places the organism in Eukaryota, Metazoa, Chordata, Actinopteri, Salmoniformes, Salmonidae. The record is from RefSeq and is a predicted model, not a curated record. Bases 1 to 765 code for a protein of 254 amino acids. The transcript has 2 exons. Gene Ontology annotation, biological process: regulation of transcription by RNA polymerase II. Gene Ontology annotation, cellular component: nucleus. Gene Ontology annotation, molecular function: RNA polymerase II cis-regulatory region sequence-specific DNA binding; DNA-binding transcription activator activity, RNA polymerase II-specific.